AUGGACGGGGAGCUUGUGAAAAAUUUGUUAGAAUCUAUACAGAAGACGCUUUCAGCAAAUCGACGCCAUGAUGAUGUUGUACUACCUGUCUUCCACCCGGAGAAAAUGCACAACGGUGCAGAGAGCUGGUGUAAGAAUAUUGAAGAUCUUGGUGGAGAAUUUGAGUGGAGCAGUCUGCAAAUGGUGGCGAAAGCCGGUAAGGCCCUUCGGGGCUCUGCUUUUACUUGGUUUGAAACAUGGGAACCAGAACAUCGUGACCGAGAUUUAGUUGAUCUGUUCCCAAGUAUGAAAAAUUUGACAGAAACAUUGACAAAAGCCGUUUUGUAUAAUUCUGAGUCUGCAGAGACUUAUGCUGAAUAUGCCAGAGAUAAAAUUCUGCUUUUUAAAGACUAG
This is a messenger RNA of Arctia plantaginis, 393 nucleotides long. Lineage: Eukaryota; Metazoa; Arthropoda; Insecta; Lepidoptera; Erebidae. The record is from the annotation of a GenBank genome assembly.